Molecule: messenger RNA, 1587 nt
Organism: Brassicogethes aeneus
Lineage: Eukaryota; Metazoa; Arthropoda; Insecta; Coleoptera; Nitidulidae
Source: the annotation of a GenBank genome assembly
AUCAUAACUUUUGACAUUCACGUUAACCUCAAAAUAAAUUGUACCAUGUUCUUUAUUAUUAAAAACGUUCUUGUUCAGUUAAGUUAUGUUUAAAAUAAUGAUAAAAACGCCAGUUAAAGUUAUUUACUCCAAGUUUGCGUGUCGUAGUUUGCAUGGUUCAGUGAGAAAAUGUGAUAAAUUCGAGAACCCCUUUACACGGACUUUCCGGGUUUUAAAAGACGACUUAAGCAGAAAAAAACAACAACUAAUGCAACCGACAACAAGCGGGGUUGCAAAUGUUUUUCCCAGCCAUGCUGAUAUCGUGAUUAUAGGAGGGGGGGCUGUAGGCAGUUCAAUAGCCUAUUGGCUCAAACAAAAAACAAAUGCGGACGCUUUAAAAAUAGUAGUCGUUGAAAGAGACCCCACGUACAAAGAAUGCUCGACGGUGUUGUCUGUGGGUGGAUUGAGACAGCAAUUUUCUCUGCCAGAAAACAUACAACUAUCUCUGUAUGGGGCGGAAUUUUUGCGGACUUUAAAAAAAAGAUUCGGUCCCGAUGCGGAAACGAAUUUUACGCCGCAUGGGUAUCUGGUACUGGCCAGUGAGGAAGGGGCCCAGCAGUUGAUGGACAACCAAAAAUUACAGAAAGAAUUGGGGGCUGUUAAUGUGCUUUUAACUAAGGAAAAACUGAAAGAGAGAUUUCCUUGGAUGAAUGUUGAUAAUGUAGAAUUAGGAUGUUUAGGGUUGGAAAAAGAAGGAUGGUUUGAUCCAUGGUCUUUACUGCAAAUAUUAAAAAAAGGGGCGAAAGAUUUGGGUACAGAGUAUAUCCAUGGUGAUGUAGUUGAUUUUAAUUUUACCGCCAGAUCAGAUAUUAUGGUUGAAGGAACACAACAAGGAAGUUAUGAGGGAAUUAAUGAAUUAAUUGUACAACUUCCAAAUGGCGAGAGAAAACCAAUCAAAUUUGCUUACUGCAUUUUGGCAGCUGGAGGUCAUUCCGGUGAAAUAGCCGAAUUGGCUAAAAUUGGACUUGGACCUGGCAUGCUUUCAGUGCCUUUACCUGUACAAAAUAGAAAAAGAUACGUAUUCAAUUUCAAAUGUCCCGGCAUUCCUCCUGGAAUCAACACACCCCUGACUGUAGAUUAUUCGGGUGCCUACUUUCGCAGAGAGUGCCUUGGUGGUUCGUUCAUAUGCGGCCUGUCUCCGCCUCCAGAAGAAGAACCAAUAGCGGACAACUUGGAGAUGGAUCACAGCUACUUUGACGAAAAAAUUUGGCCGAUUCUGGCCAAUAGAGUGCCUGCAUUUGAGUCUAUCAAAGUGACUGGUGGUUGGAGUGGGUACUAUGAUUAUAAUUGUUUCGAUCAAAAUGGGAUUAUUGGCCCCCAUCCUUAUUAUUUUAAUAUGUAUAUCGCUACAGGGUUCAGCGGACACGGUAUUCAACAAGCCCCUGCAGUGGGCAGAGCAGUCGCGGAACUUAUUUUAGAUGGACGUUUUCAAACAAUAGACUUAUCAAGGUUUAGCUUUGAUAGGUUAAUAGUUGAUAAACCAAUGUUUGAAAUAGGAAUUUACUAAUUUAUAUUAAAUUGUUACAAAAUAAAUAAAUAUUAAUGUUA